AUGGAAGUGGAUAACGAUAGUAACGCAGACUUGAAUGUUAAUCGUAACAAGUCAUCAUUGAUUAAUGGUAAUAAGAUAGCGACAAGUCGUCGGCUGAGAACGAACUCAAAACUGGAAGAUGCCUGUAAGCAGCGAGUUGCAAUCCUCGAUUUCGGUGCACAGUUCGGAAAGGUAAUCGAUCGCCGAAUACGUGAAAAGAAUGUAAUGAGUGAAAUGCUACCGUUGGAUACGAAAGCAAGUGAUUUGAUAUCGAAAGGAUAUUAUAAGUAUGUUUGUUGGUUUUGCUUUGAUUUGAUACUUUAA
Messenger RNA from Anisakis simplex (herring worm), 303 nucleotides. Lineage: Eukaryota; Metazoa; Nematoda; Chromadorea; Rhabditida; Anisakidae. The record is from the annotation of a GenBank genome assembly.